Molecule: messenger RNA, 6534 nt
Organism: Rhea pennata
Lineage: Eukaryota; Metazoa; Chordata; Aves; Rheiformes; Rheidae
Gene: MOB1B
Product: MOB kinase activator 1B
Exons: 6
Coding region: 47-697 (216 amino acids)
Biological process (GO): positive regulation of protein phosphorylation; hippo signaling
Cellular component (GO): nucleus; cytoplasm
Molecular function (GO): protein kinase activator activity
Source: RefSeq, a predicted model, not a curated record
CGCGCCGAGCCGAGACAGCUGCCGGUCCCGCUCCGCCGCCAUCGCCAUGAGCUUCUUGUUUGGUAGUCGCUCUUCUAAAACCUUCAAGCCAAAGAAGAAUAUUCCAGAGGGGUCUCACCAGUACGAGCUGCUAAAACAUGCCGAAGCCACGCUUGGAAGUGGUAAUCUUCGAAUGGCUGUUAUGCUUCCAGAGGGUGAAGACUUAAAUGAAUGGGUUGCAGUUAACACUGUCGACUUCUUCAACCAGAUCAAUAUGCUGUAUGGAACCAUUACAGACUUCUGCACAGAGGAGAGUUGUCCUGUGAUGUCUGCUGGCCCAAAAUAUGAGUACCACUGGGCGGACGGGACAAACAUAAAGAAACCAAUUAAGUGCUCUGCACCAAAGUACAUUGAUUACCUGAUGACUUGGGUCCAGGAUCAGCUGGAUGAUGAAACGCUAUUUCCAUCUAAAAUAGGUGUCCCUUUCCCAAAGAAUUUCAUGUCAGUGGCAAAGACGAUUUUAAAGCGUCUCUUCAGAGUUUAUGCUCACAUUUAUCACCAGCACUUUGAUCCAGUGAUCCAGCUGCAGGAAGAGGCACAUCUUAACACUUCUUUCAAGCACUUUAUAUUUUUUGUUCAGGAAUUCAACCUUAUUGAUAGAAGAGAACUUGCACCACUUCAAGAAUUGAUUGAAAAGCUCACCUCUAAGGACAGAUAAAAAGAAGAGGAUUUUUUCAAGUCACUUGUUUCUUUAAGCGAGCGUGUGGUAUUUAGUUUUUGUUCGUUUGUUUUUUAAAAAACAAGACAAAACAAAACCUUGCGCUGUUAUUACUGACAGCCAAGCUCUACUUUCUGUGCUUUUAUUAGGGGAAAUCUUUUGUCUGUUAGUGACACGCAGUAAAUAGCCUUUUUUUUUGAUUGUUAUUAUUCAUUGUGAAUUUUUAGCAGGUGCUGAGUGUUUAUAAAGGAAACAUGCUUGGUUGGGGGAUUGACUCUGCUGGUGGAUGGGUUCUGUAUUGUGUCAAUGAUAGCCCAUUCUCAUGAAGUCCCUAAAAGACUUGCUUACAUUCUCUAAGUGCCUUGGCAGACUCACUUCUGAGGUGCAAAGCACAUACAAUACUGAACGUUGCUGGAAACAGAAAUUAUGAACUAACACCCAGGACACUUACUGAUACUUGUUUUAGAAAAAUUUAUAUAUGCUUACACUAAAAAAAGCCAUAACUUACUGAAAUCGAUGAUCUCCAGCUUUUAAUACAAAUAUUUGUCUUAUUUUUUUAGAGAGAUUAAUACAGAAUUUUUCAAAGCUAGGUAUUUCUUAAAGAGAAAAGUGAUGGUGAAGUUCUAGUCACCAAAUCAAAAUGACGACAGUGGUGUCAAAGUUUCAGAUAGCCUGGGCUUAGCAAAUGAUUAUUUGUCUAUUGCACUGGUUUGGCAUUUCACAGUUGCUUGUAUUUUUUGAGAGAGAAGCAUCAAUUUAGGUCAGUCACUUUUGUAGACUUUCCUAGCAUUUGCCAAAUGAACCAUCAGUUUGCACAAAUACAGUUAGGGAAAAUAGUGUCAAAACUACACUGGAAUAAUACCAAGAAAGAUCUAGCUUGAAAAAUAGCUAGUGAGAUGAUGUUUGUAAGAUAGGAAUAAAAAGCCCAGCUCUGUGAUGGAGCUCUGCUGGCCAGUGUUUUCUGUGGUAGGGAGUCUAUUUUGGAGGGAAAAUGAUUUCAUGGACCACUUUGGAUUUAUGUUAGCGCAGUAGUGUUCUCUCCCAUUUAAAAUUGCAGCCCAUCUCCAAGGCAGCUACGGCAGGGAAAAAUAGUAGAAACAUACUGGUGAAUUUUCAGUGGUUUGUCAUUUGGUAAGUGCAUCUUUUAUUUCUAAAAAAAACAUUCAAAAUAGGUCCUUCCUCCAUCUCAGAUAGUCAUGGGGGUUUUGGCAAACAGAAACCUGAUUCCAAUACAGUUUUAGCAAAGAUAUUCAAACUAUAGUCUGUGAUCAUACAGAAGUUAACUUGUCACAAACUUCUGUUCUCAUUUCUGCUUUGAGAAACAAAACACAGGGCUACAGAGGCAAAGAGACUAUCUCUUGUUCAUUUAUAGAUCUUGUCACAGCUGUUGUGUUUUGGAUUCAAAGAAAUCUGUAUUAGGUUUUGUAAUGUGCUAUCCAAUGAUAUCACUCAAUGCCUGAUAAUAAUACACUAGAGGAUUAAUGUUGCCAGGCUUGGCUAGAUAGAUAGAGAUGACUGUUUUUAGGUCUGCAUGAUACAAAGACAUAAAUUGAUCUAUUUACACUAGACUGACUCUUGAACCUCAAAAUUUUAUAAUUGAAACCAAGGUCAGCAUGUGACAGAACAGUUGAGCUUACAUUUUGUGCACUUCUGCUUGACUGAAAACAUUGAGUGAAAAAUAAAAUACUGUGUAAAUAGCCUGAAAAACUUGCAAUUGGUAUAGCCAUUGGUACAGCCAGCUAAUCAAUAUAGAAGCCCAUUGAUAAACAUAUGUUAAUUUUGGAGACUAGAAUCACUAUUUUGAAUUAAAAUAUUUUAUUUCAAAAUAAUCUGCAUCUUAUUUUAAGAACAAUAUUGUUCUUCAGUUGAGUUAAAUUUCCUUGUCUAGCAGAAGCAGUUGAAUUUUCUAUUACGCCUUCUGUCUCUUCAUUUCUUACCAGACUUGAGCACAGUUGUGAAAAUCCAGUAUUGCACUAGAGAAUGGUCCACAGUCCACAUGAGAAGGACCAGGUGGGUCAAACUUACGAUGCAAAGACUUCUUUCCCUCAAAUGUUGCAACAAACUCCCAGUUUUAAAAAGUCGGAGUAAAGUCUUAUCCCUUCUCAACUGGUAAGGAUCUUGACUCUCCCUUGUGUAUGCACAUGUGGGAGGAAAAGAGGGAGAUGCCUAAUACUUGUUAUCUCUUUAGGGAGACGGGGUGGAAAAAAAAUGUGCAAGCCAUAAGAAGAAUAAAGACAAAAGCAAGCAAGAAGCACAAACACAUUUCCAUUACUUUGGCAAGUCACCUAAGACUGUGGUACUCACCCCAACACUUUUGCCAGUUCUCCUCUUUUUAGGACAUGUACUCUCUGGCUGGCUAGGAGUUCUGCUGGCCAGUGGAGGAGUCAGUCAGCAGUGUAACACCUGGUUGCUGCUGACAGGAAUUGAGUAAUAUGGUGAUAAGGAAGAAACUAGCUCUGAUGAGCAGAAUAUCCCAAUAUGGGAUUGAGCAAGUACUGUUCCUGUCCUGCCUGAUAGCUGGAGAAAGAGUUCCUCUUGCACAUACCACCCUUUUUAUGUGCUGUAUGGUAUGUUAACCAAGACAACUGGGAAUGCAGUACCUGUAGGGACCAUAUGAAUUGUUCAUCAUUUAUUUGCAACUGCAGGAUUUUUUUUAACUGUGUAGCAAGCCUGACAUGUGGUCUGGAUGUGACUAGGUAAGCCUGGUUUUGUGAUUGUAGAAUAGUAAUGCUGGCUAUAGGCAGAGGGUUGAAGGACUCCUUUAGUUUGUGACAAGUGUCCUUUCAGAAUUGCAGGGGCAGAUAACAUCCAUCUGACUAUGGAAAAGCAGCUUAGCUUCUGAAUUUGAACUGCAGUAUUUGGAACAGACUGCAGCUAGGCAGGAAGCUGAAUUUAAGAACUUGCUGUUGCACACAUGAGCUUUUUGUGUACUUAAUACCUGAGAAAUGUUGGUAAGUUUCCAAUUACAGAGGCAUGGUAGUGUUGCAGGGGCAGUUAGCUAUUAAAAAUGCUAUUAACCUUCAUAUCCGAUAAAAUCUCUUUUGCUGAGUUGAUUCAGUACUGCUCAGGGAACCAUGUGUGCUGAGUGUGCUUACUGGAGAAGGACAUUUCAACCAGUCGUAGAGCUAGCUCAUGUUACCCCACUGCAACAAGACAUGAGAGUGAGAGUGGUGUAAGUCUGCACCAAGGUGCUAAAUAGGAGAUAUCCUCCAUUAGAGUUAAAGUGGUCUGGUUAGUUUGAUACCACGUACCAGUAAGUAUUCAAAAGAAGAUUUAAAAGUGAGGAUUUGCUAUGAUAACAGUGCAUUGGCUGUUCUUAUACCUUUGCUCUGGACUUUUAUUAUUAUUAUUAUUUUUAACAGUUCUGGAAAUUCAAAGGCAUCUGCUGCAGGUCAGAAUUACAAUGCAUUGUGUAAAAGAUUAGCCUUACAUAGGUAGUGUGUUUUUUUGUGAUUAGAAUCUGGUGGUAGAAAACAUUUUUACCAAAUAAUUUCUAGACAUGUGCUAAAAGCUUGGAGAUCUUGAUUUGCCUGACAGCUGUAUGAACACAUUGUUUAAUUAUACACUUGAAAAUAACAACAUGAAAGAUACGUAUGCAGUGUUUGGGAUUCAGUAUCCCUGUGCUUGUUAUAUUUGCAGCUUUUAAAGUUUUUUUUUUUCUUCAAAAAGAUGUGGGACCAGAAGUUCAUGUGUGUUUACACUUUUGAAGUAAGGGCACACUGAAGUACUAAACAAAAGUUGCCAUGUUUUACAAACUGAAUCUGGAUCUGGUGAAUGUGUUUAUAAAAUAGUGCAUUUGCUGGAGGGAGGUGAGGAGGACCUCCCCUCUCCCCAAGUAAAACCCAGAGAAAUAACCCGCAAACAGAACCCAUGCUGCUCUAGGCCUCUGUUCAACGGACUCUCUGUUACAUGUCACGAGCUCUGUGAUACAAAAGCUUACGGCUGCGUAGUCAGUUGGAGCAGAACAUGCUGAUGAGGUUUAAAACCAGGCUGAGCUGUCAGUGCUGGUUCAGGCCUUCCAGUGUAAUAAGCUCUUAAGUUCUGUGGCUUGAGGUGUUCUUCAGCUACCACUAUACUUAACUGUGUCAGUGGUUUGGGUGGUAACUUCAGGAGGUCAUCUACCUCGAUGGGAUGGGGCAAACGCUGUUAAAUUACUCAAGUUCUGCCAUCUUUGCCAGUGCUGACACUAUUUAGAUUGUGUAGAAAAAUUCCGCUCACAAAGAUUGUACCUUCUUGAGUAGUUCUCACUCAAGACAGGGAUCCAAGUUAAUUGUGCAAAUAGGGAAGAAAAAAAAAAGCCACAUUCUGCUGUUGCAGGUAGCUAAAUGGUAGCUGAGAGGAGAAAACAAUUUUCAAGGGGCAGAUAGCCCAUCUGCAAGUAUCAAGUUUCUUUUACUGCUUACUAUGCAAUGUAGAAUUUUGAACUUUUGCUUUUACUUUAAGAUACAAGAUAGACAAGCACUGUCCUUAUUCAGUAUUUAGGAACUGAACACUCUCCCAAUCUCCCUGACACUCAUUUACAGGUAAGAUACCUAUUUGCUGCUAUUGACUUUACUUACCUUUCAGAUUGUACCUGUUUCUCAUUCCUGCCCUCUUGAAUUACCACACAUAACAAAUCCUUUUGGGUAGUUUUAUUUUUUUUUCUUGUCAGCCUCUCCCUCUUCCUACCUGCCAGAGUGCUGUAUUACUGUAUAUAAAACAUUCUUAGUUGGACUAUUUAAAAAGCUGCAGCAUGAAUACAGACUCCUUGCUCCUCUUUAAUUAGAAAACUCGCUGGUAUUCUGAAUCUUGUUUCCUUCAUCGCUAAUAUCAGUCAGGUUUUUCCAAGCUGCACUACUAAAACCUCUGGCAGUUUUACGAUUGCUUGUUGUCUUUUCCUGGAUGUUUUACCUUAUGAGACCAACACUGGUCAUUAGUAUUAAACCUUGUAUUUUUCUGCUUGUCUUAAUUUCCUCUUACCAGGUUAAGAUUGCAGUGUAGUUAAAUAUCAAAUUACAUUUUUGUUUUAGGAACAAACUCCCUAACUUGUUCAUAGAAUAUUGUAUUUUUAGGGAAAAUUAAUUUUUAUAGCCACUAAACUAUACUCAUUAUUUUUGUACAUUUGCAACGUCUCACAUUUUUCAGAGACAUGUUGUGGAGGGAACACUUAUUUUCAAUGCUGUUUUACUACUUCUGUAUGCUGAAAUCGUGUUGCUUAAUAUUGCGGAAGCACAUACCUUGAUAUGCAGUAACAGUGAAUGAGGUUUGAAUAAAAGGCCAUUUUCAAAGGCCAAAAAGAUACUAUAAAAGCAACACUAACUUUCCUCCUCCUUUAGAAUCUUAAAACAGAUGUGAGAAAAUAAGGUGUAAAAUACAAAAUGCAAGAUGGGAGCCCUUACUGUAAGCUAACUGUGCCAAUAUUGCUUCAGUUUGUAUUCAUGGAUUGGUAUUUUAGUUUUAAAUCAAAACAGCUUUUGAUUUAAAAAAAGAAGAAAAAAGUUGAAUGUCUGAAAAUCUGCAACAUGUUUAUUUGAGAGAUGUAAAUAAUGUAUACAGAUUGUUGUAUGUGAUGGGACAAAAUAUUUAAAUUCUAGUUUUUUUUUCAAUAAGAAACUGAAGGCUGUUUAUAAGGAAAAAAAUAAAUAGCUACGUUUGACCAUGAUUGUCUUUUUUUUUUUUUUCUUCUUGAGCUUGUUUCUAAAUUAACUUCUAUUUGUAGAUAGAUUUUUUUCUGUAUAUUGUACACAUAUGAACAUUACACAUACAAAUUAGAUUUUUGUAAAUGCCUUGCGUGAAUUUGUGAAUAUUUGUAUUGCAGGCAGACACGAUAGCAAUAAAACAACCUGAUACCCUCUAUA